This is a messenger RNA of Orbicella faveolata, 2492 nucleotides long. RefSeq names its product hexokinase-4-like. Gene Ontology annotation, biological process: glucose metabolic process; glucose 6-phosphate metabolic process; glycolytic process. Gene Ontology annotation, molecular function: D-glucose binding; ATP binding; fructokinase activity. The record is from RefSeq and is a predicted model, not a curated record. NCBI's taxonomy places the organism in Eukaryota, Metazoa, Cnidaria, Anthozoa, Scleractinia, Merulinidae. Gene Ontology annotation, cellular component: mitochondrion; cytosol.
GCGAAACAUUUGAUUAGAUCCAAGCGAGAACGGAAGAAGAACAAAGUGACGCGACUUUUACUGUCUAAAUUGUACAGUAUUUAUUGAAAUAUUUAUUCGAAGUUCGUAGGACAUAAUCAUUAUAUUUAAAAGUUCAUACAAUCCAGCAUGUUUUCUGUUAUACCCUUGGCACGCUCAGUAUAUGACUCUCUGAACAAAACACUCCGAGGAAAAGAUGAGGUAUUGGAGACACUAAAGGCAUUUGAUUUAUCCAAUGAAGACAUAGAAGAAAUCAUGAAUCUUCUUAGAACAGACUUUGAUAAAGGUCUCUCUGCCGAUGAACAUGAGAGGGCGGAGAGUCCAAUCAAAAUGCUCCCAACGUAUGUGAGGGCCAUUCCUGAUGGUACGGAAAGCGGAGAUUUCUUAGCACUUGAUCUGGGUGGUACAAACUUCAGGGUCUUAUUAAUUUCCAUUCAGCCUGGUGGGGAGGUUAAAAUGGAAAGUGACAUUUACCCUCUAGAUCAAGCCCUGAUGACAAGCGACGCUCAAACUCUGUUUGACUACAUUGCUGGCUGUAUUGCGCUCUUUGUGAAGAAAAACCAGCUGAAAGACAAGUCAUUGCCGCUGGGCUUCACAUUCUCGUUCCCUGUGAAGCAGUUAUCACUCACAUCUGGCCUGCUAAUUAGAUGGACAAAGGGUUUCUCUGCUACUGGUGUAGAAAAUGAGGAUGUCAUCAAACUUCUUCAGGAGGCACUUGUUAGAAAUGGAGUGAGUUCUACUGUAGAUGUUGUUGCCCUUGUAAAUGACACCACUGGUACUAUGAUGUCAUGUGCACUUUCCAACCCUAACGUCAGUGCUGGCCUUAUCUUGGGAACUGGAACAAAUGCAUGCUACAUGGAGAGCCUUGACAAUGUUCCCAAAUGGGAUGGUGAUCAGAAUGAACCACGUCAAGUGAUUAUCAACACUGAGUGGGGAGCAUUUGGUGAUAACGGCUCUUGGAAUCACCUCAGGACAAAGUAUGAUGAGCAAGUGGACAGAGAAUCAAUCAACCCUGGAAUGCAAUUAUUUGAGAAGAUGAUUUCUGGGAUGUAUCUGGGGGAACUUGCAAGACUUGUUUGCAUGGACCUUGUAGCGAAGAAACUCUUGUUCAAAGGACAAGUGUCUGAAAAAUUUAAGACCAAAAACAGCUUCUUUACCAAGUUUGUCUCUGAUAUUGAAAGUCAUGAAAGGUACAAGAUUGAUGAGGUCCUGAAUGAAAUGAAACUGAAUGCUUCAGAGUCAGAUAUUGAGAUUCUGCAACAAGUUUGUGCUGCAGUAUCCAAACGUGCUGCCAGAUUGGCUGCUGGAGGGCUUGCAACAAUCGUCAAGAAAACAAAUCGCCACACCACAACCAUCGCCGUAGAUGGUAGCCUCUUCAAGAAGCACCCACGGUUCAAACAUUACAUGGAGGAGACCCUCCAUGAGAUUUUGCCGCAGGCCAACAUCACUCUUAUGUUAUCUGAAGAUGGCUCAGGCAAAGGAGCAGCCCUAAUUGCAGCAGUUGCAUCAAAAACAAACAAAGCAUGAACUAUUUGUUCAUAAUCAAUGCUUCCAAUAAGAUCUGGCACCCAUUAGAGGUCCAAUGGAUUUUCUUUUGUGAAUCUCUGGGUCUAAUGUUAGUGGUUUUCAAAAAUUUGUCCUGGCGAGGAAGUUGUUUAGGCCCUCCCUUAUUACUUUGUGACAGCCUCUGCACAAAGCAACCUUAUACUUCAAAUCUUAUCGAAAGCACUGAUUAGUAUUAAUUUAACACCAAGUAAUUGUGAUUAGAAUUAAAGGCACUCUAGUGUGGGCUUUGUGAUGCAAUGGUCUUGCAGGGUGGAAAAAAGUGGCAAGUUUUCGUCACUUAUUGGUUACAUGUACUUCUGUUAUAAGAAGGGAAAGGUACCAGUCAUUAUAGACUGUUUAGGUCACAAGAAUUUACGGAUGGAGAUACUGUGAUCUUUGGAUAUACUUUAAGCUUUAGUUAGUAGAUCGAUUGAUUCGUAGUUCACAGACUUGUAUAACAAACUUGUGUCGAAUCUUUAACAUUGAAACAAUGCCUCAUGCAUCUCACUACAUUUCUACUUUAAAGCAGCACAAAAUAUUAGGUAGCAAUGAAUGUUUCAAUCAUGCUAUGAUGAAAAUGACAUAUUGUUGUAAAUAAUGAGAUCCAUAUAAUGUCUACCUUGAUCCAAACUGCAUGCAGAAUUGUGGCUUUUUAGGCUAUUGUUAGUAUGAUGAGAGAAUAAAGAUGGCGAAUUUCCGCCUUUCACAUUGUUCAGUAUCUUUGAAAGGUUCUAGAUAUUUUCAAAUGUGUAAGAUGGUCACUUUUCUUUUCCUACCAGCUGGUAAUCCCAAAUUAUAGUUGUAAACGAUGACAAGAAGAUAAAACGACAUUCCUUCACCAUACUUAGUCCUUUUCCUACUUGAGAGUUAUGAUGCUUGUAUGCAUGUGAAUGAAAAUCAAAUGUGGUGAUAAAAAUGAAUUAAACUCA